Otolemur garnettii (small-eared galago) is the source of this 1989-nucleotide messenger RNA. RefSeq names its product solute carrier family 5 member 1 (gene SLC5A1). Gene Ontology annotation, biological process: transmembrane transport; sodium ion transport. Gene Ontology annotation, cellular component: plasma membrane. Gene Ontology annotation, molecular function: D-glucose:sodium symporter activity. The record is from RefSeq and is a predicted model, not a curated record. The coding region runs from base 1 to 1989 and encodes 662 amino acids. The transcript is spliced from 15 exons. NCBI's taxonomy places the organism in Eukaryota, Metazoa, Chordata, Mammalia, Primates, Galagidae.
AUGGAAAGCAGUACCUGGAGCACCGUGGCCACCACCACCGCCGCGCCCCUGGAGUCCUACGAACGCAUCCGCAAUGCGGCCGAUAUCUCCGUGAUUGUCAUCUACUUCGUGGUGGUGAUGGCCGUCGGGCUGUGGGCUAUGUUUUCUACUAAUCGUGGCACGGUUGGCGGCUUUUUCCUGGCAGGCCGAAGUAUGGUGUGGUGGCCGAUUGGAGCCUCUCUCUUCGCCAGUAACAUUGGCAGCGGCCACUUUGUGGGGCUGGCUGGGACGGGGGCAGCUUCUGGCAUCGCCACUGGGGCCUUCGAAUGGAAUGCUCUGUUUUUAGUGGUCGUGCUGGGCUGGAUAUUUGUGCCCAUCUACAUCAAGGCUGGGGUGGUGACGAUGCCGGAGUACCUUCGGAAGAGGUUUGGAGGCAAGCGGAUUCAGGUCUACCUUUCUGUUCUGUCCCUGCUGCUCUACAUUUUCACCAAGAUCUCGGCUGACAUCUUCUCUGGGGCCAUAUUCAUCAACCUGGCCUUGGGCCUGAAUCUAUACCUGGCCAUCUUUCUCUUAUUAGCCAUUACCGGCCUUUACACAAUCACAGGGGGCCUGGCAGCUGUGAUUUACACGGAUACCUUGCAGACAGCGAUCAUGCUGGUGGGAUCUUUAAUCCUGACUGGGUUUGCUUUUCACGAAGUGGGAGGGUAUGACGCCUUCAUGGAAAAAUACAUGAAUGCCAUUCCAACCUUGACUUCCGAGGGCAACAUCACCAUCAGGGAAGAAUGCUACACCCCAAGGCCCGACUCCUUCCACAUCUUCCGAGAUCCCCUCAAAGGAGACCUCCCUUGGCCGGGGCUCAUCUUUGGGCUGUCCAUCCUCGCCCUGUGGUACUGGUGCACAGAUCAGGUUAUUGUGCAGCGCUGCCUCUCGGCCAAGAACAUGUCCCACGUGAAAGCCGGCUGCACCAUGUGUGGGUACCUGAAGCUGCUGCCCAUGUUUCUCAUGGUGAUGCCGGGCAUGAUUAGCCGCAUUCUGUACACAGAAAAAAUUGCCUGCACCCUCCCCUCGGAGUGUGAGAAAUAUUGCGGGACCAAGGUUGGCUGUACCAACAUCGCCUACCCAACCUUGGUGGUGGAGCUCAUGCCUAAUGGACUGCGAGGCCUGAUGCUGUCUGUCAUGAUGGCCUCUCUCAUGAGCUCCCUGACCUCCAUCUUCAACAGCGCCAGCACCCUCUUCACCAUGGACAUCUACACCAAGGUGCGCAAGCAGGCGUCCGAGAGAGAGCUCAUGAUUGCAGGAAGGCUGUUCAUCCUGGUGCUGAUCGGCAUCAGCAUCGCCUGGGUGCCCAUUGUGCAGUCAGCACAGAGCGGGCAGCUCUUCGAUUAUAUCCAGUCCAUCACCAGUUACUUGGGACCACCCAUUGCUGCUGUCUUCCUGCUUGCUGUUUUCUGGAAGAGAGUCAAUGAGCCAGGAGCCUUUUGGGGACUGAUCCUAGGAUUUCUGAUCGGGGUUGCCCGUAUGAUCACUGAGUUUGCUUAUGGAACUGGGAGCUGCAUGGAGCCUAGUAACUGUCCCACGAUUAUCUGCGGGGUACACUACUUGUACUUUGCCAUCCUCCUCUUUGUCAUUUCCAUCAUCACCAUUGUGAUCGUCUCCCUCUUGACCAAGCCCAUCCCAGAUGUGCAUCUCUACCGUCUGUGUUGGAGCCUCCGUAACAGCAAAGAGGAGCGUAUUGACUUGGAUGCAGGAGAGGAGGACUUCCAAGAAGCCCCAAAGGAGGCCUUUGAUAUAGAAAAUCCUGUGGAGAAAAAAGGAUGCUUCAGGAGGGCCUAUGACCUGUUUUGUGGGCUGGACCAGCAGAGUGGACCCACGAUGACCAAGGAAGAGGAGGCAGCCAUGAAGAUGAAGCUGACGGACACCUCUGAGAAGCCUUUGUGGAGGACAGUGGUGAACAUUAAUGGCAUCAUCCUGCUGGCCGUGGCUGUCUUCUGCCACGCAUAUUUUGCCUGA